Arvicanthis niloticus (Nile rat) is the source of this 2247-nucleotide messenger RNA. Lineage: Eukaryota; Metazoa; Chordata; Mammalia; Rodentia; Muridae. The record is from RefSeq and is a predicted model, not a curated record.
AUGUCAUCUCAAGAGACCUACACAAACAUCACAGAAACCUCUGAGAACGUAAGCAUGCUCAGCUGCUUGGGUGAGACUUCUGGUGCUCUAGUGGAUACAGAGACAAUUUUUGACAUCAAAAUGAUGAAUCCUGAAGUGAGUCUGACACAAAGCAGUGAUGUUACUGACACUGAAGACAGCAGUUUUUCCAGUUCUCAAAGUACUGAUGAAAAUUCUAGUGACAGUUACCAAGGUUAUGAGGGUGAUAUUGAUGUUGACAAUGAUGAUGAUGAUGAUGAUGAUGAUGAUGACUCCAGUCUUCCCAGCCUGGAGGACUCUGACAAUUUUAUCAGCAGUGUGGAAAGGUCAUCCAGCCCUCAAGAGUUGGAUGAAGGUGAGGUGGAAGAGCAGAGUGUGGGAAGGCUUUUUCAUCACUAUGAGCUGGAGGCUGGUGAGGCUGCGGAAAGGCAGGGAGGGAGAAGCCUGUUCCACCAUUAUGAGUUGGAAGAAGGUGAGGUUGUGAAAGCACCGAGAGUACAAAGUAUGCUCCUCCACUAUGAGUUGGAGGAAGGUGAGGUUGUGGAAGCACCGAGAGUACAAAGUAUGUUCCUCCACUAUGAGUUGGAGGGUGGAGAAGUUGUAGAAGCACAGGGAGAGCAAGGUCUUUUCGGCCGUUAUGAGUUGAAGGAAGGUGAGAUUAUGGAAGCACAUGCAGGGCAAAGCCUGGUCCAGUAUUCUGAGUUGGAGGAAGGUGAGGUUGUGGAAGCACAGGGAGUGCACAGCCUGGUUCAGCAUUGUGAGUUGGAAGAAGAUGAGGAAGGUGUGGUUGUGGAUGAUGAGGAAGUGGGCUCUGAGGUACAUGAACAGACCAGUGAGGACAGCAGUGAACAAUAUGACAUUGAAGAUGAUAGUUCAAUAGAUGAAUGGAUAGCCUUAGAGACAUCCCCUCUCCCAAGACCUCGAUGGAAUAUCCUUAGUGCUCUUAGGGAUAGGCAGCUAGGUUCAAGAGGUCGUUUUGUGACUGAAGCCUGUGGUGCAAGAUUAUUUGUGCAGCGUUUAUCCCUACAGUAUGUUUUUGAAGGCCAUGCUGGAUGUGUCAACACUGUUCAUUUUAACCAACAUGGCACCCUGCUGGCUAGUGGCAGUGAUGAUCUAAAAGUGAUUGUGUGGGACUGGCUUCAUCAGCGACCAGUACUGAAUUUUGAGAGUGGUCACAAAAAUAAUGUCUUACAGGCUAAAUUCCUUCCUAACUGUAAUGAUGCUAUUAUGGCUAUGUGUGGCCGUGAUGGGCAGGUACGAGUUGCACAGCUAUCUGCUAUGGCAGGCACCCAUAUGACUAAGCGUUUGGUGAAACAUGGGGGAGCAUCUCAUAAGCUGGGUUUAGACCCAUAUUCCCCUGUUAGGUUCUUAACGUCAGGUGAAGAUGCAGUUGUCUUUAGUAUUGACCUCAGACAAGCCUGUCCAGCUUCAAAGUUGGUGGUAACCAAAGAUGGUGAUAAGAAAGUGGGACUGUAUACAAUCUUUGUGAAUCCUGCCAAUGUCUACCAGUUUGCUGUAGGUGGGCAAGAUCAGUUUGUGAGGAUUUAUGACCAAAGGAAAAUUGAUGAGAAUAUCAACAAUGGAGUUCUCAAAAAAUUCUGCCCUCAUCACCUUCUUAGCUGUGAUUACAGAGCAUACAUCACCUCUCUGAUGUAUAGUUAUGAUGGCACAGAGAUCCUAGCUAGCUACAAUGAUGAAGAUAUUUAUAUCUUCAACUCUAGUGACAGUGAUGGAGCUCAAUAUGCUAAGAGAUAUAAAGGACACAGAAAUAAUGCCACAGUAAAAGGUGUAAAUUUCUAUGGCCCAAGAAGUGAAUUUGUGAUGAGUGGUAGUGAUUGUGGGCACAUCUUCAUCUGGGAAAAAUCAUCCUGCCAGAUCGUUCAGUUCUUAGAGGCAGAUGAAGGAGGAACAAUAAACUGUAUUGAUCCCCAUCCUUACCUACCUGUGUUGGCAUCCAGUGGGCUAGACCAUGAAGUCAAGAUCUGGUCACCCAUAGCUGAAACUUCCAAGAAUCUUGCUGGCUUAAGGAAAGUGAUUAAAAUUAAUAAGCUGAAACGUGAUAAUUUUCCCUUACACCACACUUCCUUGUUUGACAACCACAUGCUUUGGUACCUCAUGAGUCAUCUGACACCUUCAAAUCACCAACACAAUUGGAGUGGUAUCAGAAUUAAUGUUGGAGGCAGAAAUUUCAGUUACUCUUCCAGCAGCUCUAAUGAGGAAGAAAACUAA